AUGCCAACUUGCAAGGUAUCACGACUACUCGAGGUCAGCGUAGUUGUUGUACUCCUUGCUAAUUCCUUCAGAGCUACGUCUGCAUCGAUGGAUGAAGUGAAAGCAGCCAGCGCUAUCCUGACGUUGAGUCACGAGCGGAACAUGAAAGAGCCACGUUCGAGUGACCCAGGGAAAUUAAUCAAAGUGUAUGACCUCACUAAUCAAUCAGAGAUAGUUGACGGUGUCGGCUGUGGCGUUUGUUUAUUCUCUUUGCCUCUCUGUCUCGCUCGCUUUGCUCUUGCGAGCACGAAUGACAAGCGACGUCCACCUCCACCACCACCGCCACCUCCUCCUCCUCAUCCUCCUCACAUCGUCGCGCUCUAA
Molecule: messenger RNA, 363 nt
Organism: Mesocestoides corti
Lineage: Eukaryota; Metazoa; Platyhelminthes; Cestoda; Cyclophyllidea; Mesocestoididae
Source: the annotation of a GenBank genome assembly